UACUGUUUACUGCUAACAGCUUGAGACGAGGCAAACAGCUGCGUGAAUUCACCGUUGUUUGUCUUCUAUGGCUCGAUAGGCUAUAUAUGGGAUGAGAAACUGAAACAGUAAAGGCAUCGCAACGUCAGUGAAAAUGAUAAGGAGGAUAAACCCUCGCGCGAGACCAAGAGAAAUCUAACGUUAUUCUGACAGCUCUCUCACAAAGACGGCUGCGAAGGAAUGCAGAGCAAAGCUUUGAACUAGAAAGACCACCGACGCUUCGUUUGCAAGUACCAGAGCAGAAUUUGCAGGGUAAACAUGCAGCGGAUGAAAAACGGGCAGAAAUCUGCCUGAGUGGAUCUGGAGUGUGCUGAAGCGCUUCUUUCGCACCUUUGUUUGGCACCGUCUGCAAUAACUUCCACAAUGGCUCUGGUCAUGGAACCUGUAAGCAGGUGGUCAACAAGCCAGGUGGUCGACUGGAUGAAAGGUUUGGAUGACUGUCUACUGCAGUACAUUAAGAACUUUGAGCAGGAAAAGGUGGGCGGUGAACAGUUGUUGAGAAUCACCCAUCAGGAGCUCGAGGAUCUGGGCGUUUCUCGAAUCGGCCACCAGGAACUCAUUCUAGAGGCUGUGGACCUGCUUUGCGCACUGAACUAUGGACUAGAAACAGAGAACCUGAAGACUCUGACCCAUAAGCUGAACGCGUCAGCCAAGAACCUGCAGAACUUCAUAACGGGCCGGCGGAGGGGCGGUCACUAUGACGGCAGAGCCACCCGAAAACUUCCUAAUGACUUUCUGACCUCUGUAGUGGACCUCAUCGCUGCCGCCAAGAGCCUGCUGGCUUGGUUGGAUAGGUGUUACUUCUUCAUCAGGUCUCCGUUCGCUGCCGUGGCAGACUACUCCAUGACCAGGAAUAAUGUGAUUCAGCUGUGUCUGGAGUUGACCACAAUAGUUCAACAGGACGGCACAGUGUAUGAGACAGAAAAUAAGAUACUGCAUGUGUGUAAGACACUGUCAGGCGUGUGUGACCACAUCAUUUCCCUCUCUUCGGACCCCAUGGUGUCCCAGGCUGCCCAUCUGGAAGUGGUGCAGCUGGACAACAUAAGGUCCACAGAGGGACUGGGCAUGUACAUCAAAUCAACCUAUGAUGGCCUACAUGUCAUCACGGGCACUACAGAGGGAUCGCUAGCUGACCGCUGUAAGAAAAUCCAUGCUGGUGAUGAGGUCAUACAGGUCAAUCAUCAGACAGUGGUGGGCUGGCAGCUGAAGAACCUAGUAAACUCUUUACGUAGCAAUCCUGCAGGUGUGACCCUCACGCUAAAGAAACGACCUCAAAGCACUCUCACGUCAGCCCCAGCCUUACUCAAGAACAUGAGAUGGAAGCCCCUCGCCCUGCAGCCCAUCAUUCCUCCCAGCCCCAGCAGUAGCAUGGCCACACCAUCCAGCACUCUCAGUACCCCAUCCAGACGGGACAGCUGCACUCUACAGGACCUCUUCAUCCCCCCUCCCCCAGAUGAGCUAUACACACCCAGAGACGACAUAGGAAAUCUGACCAGCAACUGCCAGCAGGCCGCUGAAGGUUCUGAUUCGCCCAAUUCCUUCAUGGAUCAGGAGUGCCGGAGGCGAUUCCCCCUGUUAGAUGAGGAUGCGGUCUUGUACUGUUACGAGUAUGAUCAGAAUCAGGGCCCUCCACCCGUACGCAGGGACAGCACUCCUACAUAUGGACGGCUGAGGCCUAUUUCCAUGCCCGUAGAAUAUAACUGGGUUGGAGACUAUGAAGAUCCCGCCAAGCUGAAGAAAGAGAUCAGAAGAGAAAACUCCCUGCUGCGAUAUGUAUGUGAGGACAAGGCAGGGACAGAGGAGUACCACACUGGACGUCGCAGUAGUCGGCGUAGUAGAAGGAAAAGUGAGAAAGGUGGUAGCCCCGCCCACUACGCCCUAGUCCCCACCCUGCAGAUUGACAUGCUGCAGCAGGACUCACUGGCCACACCCACAUCUGAAACCUCAUCUGUCUAUCUUACAUUUGAUCGAUCGUCCAUGCUUUCCCGGUCUAAGAAAGUGAAGUUAAGAGCUGGAUCCCUGCCCUCCAUUAGUAAGCGGCGAAUCUCCUGCAGGGACUUGGGUCAGGGUGAUUGUGAGGGCUGGCUCUGGAAGAAGAAGGAUGCAAAGAGUUACUUCUCUCAGAAAUGGAAGAAGUACUGGGUUGUGCUAAAAGAUGCCUGCCUAUAUUGGUACACCAAUGAAGAGGAUGAGAAGGCAGAGGGCUUUGUCAGCCUGCCUGAGUUCAACAUUGAUCAGGCCAACGAAUGUCGCAAAAAGUUUGCUUUUAAGGCUUGCCAUCCUAAAAUCAAGAGCUUCUACUUUGCUGCGGACAACAUGGAUGAUAUGAACAGGUGGCUCAGUCGACUGAACAUGGCGGCAACAGCUCACUCGGAGCAGAAGAGUAUUCGACAGGAUCAUGAUAGUAUGGGGACAGAUAGUAAUUUGCAUGAAAGACACUGGGGAAUGGCACACCCACUACAGGAUAUAAAUGCCCCUCUUGCUAUAGUUGUCCUUUGUUCUGGAUUUAUGGUUCUUGUUGCACCAAACUAUAAAAGUCGUAAAAUAUACAGACUACCAACUACCGUGCAUGUUGUCCCACCCUCUGUGUUACAGGCAAGUCCGUUCCAGGAGUCUCAACACAUCCGCCCACCCUCCGCAGAGACCAUCCAGUCCCGAUCCCCCCUCUCCGAGACACAGGGGGGCAGCGUGAGCAGCGCCAGCUCCCCUGGCCGAAAGUCUGCUAACCAGCGGCGUUCAUGGCAGGACCUCAUCGAGACACCCCUCACCAGCUCUGGCCUCCAUUUCCUCCAGACUCUGCCGUUGGAUGACUCCGUGUUCGUCGACCCCAGUCGAGCCAUGCCCGUCGAGCUCCGCCGCCAGUCGACGCUCCCCGCCCAGCACGGGCUGCCUCCAGAACACUACAUCCCGCCCACUACACCCACCCAGCCCAGCCAAAAGCCCAUCACAGCUAUAGGAAGAGUAGAAGGUUUAGAAGGUGGUGGAGUAGGAAGCAAGCACCGCAGUUUCACCUUGCCCCGUGACAGUGGUCUUCAUGCCAUCCUGGCUGCCACCAAUGCAGCUGAACACGCAGAUGCACAGCGCUACCACCUGGGCCGGGCCCAUGCCAGAGACACAGGUCCAGAGCGGGAGCGCAGGCACCAGGCUGACUCAUUGGGGUAUUUGUAUAGGGCUCUGGAGAGGACUAGUCUAUUACCCGUCAAUGAGUACAGGUCCUCUUCUCGAUUAGAGUACAAGCGAUCAUUCGUCCGCCGCUGCAAUGAUCCGUUACUUAAUGAAAAGCUGCACCGCCUGCGAAUCCUUCAAAACUCAUUCAAGGACAUCCCAUUUCAAGAGGCAGAGACUAAGAUCAUCCAUCGGGAUGUGUAGCCAGAGAUGCAGAGACACAGCAGGGCACAGCACCAGUCAUUUCAGCCAUAUCUGCUAAAAAAAGAUUCGCUCUCUUUCCCUGGAGGGUUCUUCUUAGUCUCUUAUCAAACAUCUACGUCUUUCCUAAGAAAUAUUUCUCACUCUUUUACUCUUUUUUUUGUUGCAGCAUUCAUGAUUUUCCUCUCGUUGCACUGACUUUCUUUGCUUUAUGUUAUUGCACAUGCUAAUAUUGCAUUAUUUUGUAUGUAAAGUUCUUUUCUCUUGAAUUAUUUGUGUUUGUAAUAAUGACUUUGGCCUCCAUCAGAGACAAAAUAACUGCACUUCCAAUGAACUCUACCCUACAGUAGUCUGUCAUGACUGAAAAAAAAAAA
This is a messenger RNA of Sinocyclocheilus rhinocerous, 3779 nucleotides long. RefSeq names its product connector enhancer of kinase suppressor of ras 2-like. Gene Ontology annotation, biological process: regulation of signal transduction. The record is from RefSeq and is a predicted model, not a curated record. The transcript has 22 exons. The coding region runs from base 403 to 3408 and encodes 1001 amino acids. Gene Ontology annotation, cellular component: cytoplasm; membrane. NCBI's taxonomy places the organism in Eukaryota, Metazoa, Chordata, Actinopteri, Cypriniformes, Cyprinidae. Gene Ontology annotation, molecular function: protein binding.